GGUUCAGGUGGGGCUGCGUAAGGAAGCCGCUGGCAGCCGCAGCCGGUGGCCUUGGACCCGGAGAAUGGCUUUGUAGCGGUAUAAAUGUCUGGGUGAGCUACCCCAUCGAGAAAACACAAUUUACACACACCCACACAAGCACAGAGCGAUAGGGAAUACUGUAUUAGACUCGCACUCUUCCAUAAUCUUUAAAUGAAGAUUUAUAAGUGUGUGCAAGCCUAGCCAGCUGCCCUCUGCAUGCAUGCAUACACACACACACACACACAAACACGUAGGGUGUGUGUGUGUUAUAUAAGAAUAAGACAAAAGCUGCCGGGGUGAACACUCUCUUUGCAUUGGGUUGCAGUCACGCCCUGACACUCCAGCAAUGUUGGGGCCCCUUUAUGGCUCCCCGGUCAGUUUCUGAGCAAUUUCUCCUCUCCAGGAAGAUGUUCUGGGGGUCCCUGAGUUUUGGGCCAUCUUUAGCUGCCCCACAGCAGUUUCCACCUUCACCUGCACCCUGGGGGAGGCCCUGUCCUACUUUGCAGGGCUGUUGCUAAGAAAAAGAACAUCAAAACUGUCAACAAUUACUAAGCAUUAUAAGAUUCAGCAUUGAUUUUGUGCUGGGGGAGGAAAGAAGGUUUUCCCACUUUUCUUACAGUAUUGGAAUGUGGGCUUAUCUGGCGAAAUUGAAUAAUGGGUGAUUCACGACAGGUAAAUUACAUACUAGCUCUAGAAUUUGCCUCUGUAGGGUGAUAUCUUUAAAAGAAGAAUUUGAAAAAUUCAUGGAGGAAGAGGCUGUCAGUGUCGGUGGCCAGUGACUUGGACAUUUUGGACUUAUUCCUGGAUUGUGGAUUUCUUUAGCAUCUGUCUGGUGGUGGUGGUGGAAAUUCUAGGUGGGCCUUUGAUCUUUACAUAGCUCUAAAAGAUGGCCUUGUUUUUAUCCCUGAUGCUGGAAAUGGCUUCAAACUCCUUUUUUCUUCUCCUUGUCUGUGAAUAUUGCUUAUCCGGCUUAGAAAGGGCACCCAGAUAGGUUCAUUCUACAGAAACUCGGUGGAGGAACCAACAGUCAACCCUUGUCUGAAGAAUUCAGAAGUGACUCUAUUCAUCUUCGAUUAGAAAAAGCAAUGCCAAAUUCAUGCUGCAGCUGCUGGGCAGGAGAGCCCCACUAGAUGGCAGCCCUGAGCUGAUUUUGGCUGAUUUCAAGAAGCUAAGUGGAGUUGGAUCUGGUUCAUACUUGGAUUGGAGGCCACCAGGAAAUACCAUAGCUGUAGACUAGGCUGGUUCAGUUCCUCUGCCUGUGUGAAAUGGGUGGAAGCCUUCGUGCCUUUGGGCAGGAGGAAAGAUUUCCCGUGGCAUGGAGUUGGACAGCAGCAAUCAACCUGUUGUUAUGAGAGACGACAACAAGCGGCGGAGGAGGAGGAGGAUGAAGCCGCACUGUACAGCAAACAGUUUCUCUUCAACAGAACUCAUCUCCAUUGAGUUUGUUCUCCCCACAGCCAGCAUCAUAGCAGAUAUAGCUAGCAACUGCACAGUAGAGCAGAUGAAAGCCCAAGUUUGGGUGCGAGCAGUAGAAGGUAAUCAGACCUCCGAUUCCUUCCGCAAGAUCACGCCCGAUCAGUUUCUUCUCCUGUAUCAGAAGAAGGGGCAGUGGUAUGAAAUUUAUGACAAGCACCAGAUCAUACAGACUCUGGAUUGUAUAUUAUAUUGGAAAGUGUUACAGAAGAAAGUGGGCAAAAUCCAUGUGGUUGAAAAGCCCAGCCCCACAGAGGAAGUUCAGGAGUUUCAAAAGCAGCUCAAUUAUUUGAUUGGCUACGACGUCACUGACGUGAGCAACGUGCAUGAUGACGAGCUUGAGUUUGCCCGCCGCAGGCUAGUCACUCCACGGACAAUUGAAGUAUCCUGCAGAGAUCCAAAAUUAUAUUCCAUGCACCCUUGGACUACAUCCAAACCACUUCCAGAAUAUUUGCUGAGUAGAAUUGUCAACAAUAAUAUUUUUAUAAAUAUACACAGAGGAACAACUAGCCAAAAGAUUAAAGUAGCUAUUGAUGACACACCAGAAGUAAUCCUCCAGAGCUUCUUCACAAAAAUGGCAAAGAAGAAAUCUUUAAUGAAUAUUCCUGAAGAUUACAGCGAGCUGGAUUUUGUCCUUAGAGUGAGUGGCAGAGAUGAGUAUAUUGUAGGAGAAACACCAAUCAAAAACUUCCACUGGAUAAGACAGUGUCUUAAAAAUGGGGAUGAAAUCCACCUCGUCCUGGAUGAACCACCAGACCCAAACCAGGAUGAAGUUCAGAAAGAGGAGUGGCCCUUGGUUGAUGACUGCACUGGAGUUUCAGGUUAUCAUGAGCAGCUAACAAUACAUGGCAAAGAUCACGAAAGGGUAUUUACUAUAUCCUUGUGGGAUUGCAAUCGGAAAUUCAGGGUCAAGAUAAUUGGCAUUGAUAUCCCUGUGUUACCAAGAAACACAGACCUUACGGUCUUUGUUGAGGCUAAUAUUCAACAUGGCCAGCAGCUCCUUUCACAGAGGAGAACAACAGCUAAACCAUUUACUGAAGAAAUUCUGUGGAACGUUUGGCUUGAGUUUGACAUCAAGAUUAAGGACCUCCCUAAAGGAGCAUUACUCACUCUGCAAAUAUAUUGUGGAAAAGCCCCAGCGCCAUCCACAAAAGUUAACCUGCACUCCCAUGAUUCUCCCUGUUCUGAUCCUAAAUACAAAACGCAGCUUCUCUAUUAUGUCAACAUUUUAUUGAUAGACCACCGCUCUCUGCUUAGAACGGGGGACUAUGUGCUCCAUAUGUGGAAAAUUCCAGGUAAAGGGGAAGAGCAGGGAAGCAUAAAUGCUGAUAAACUGACCUCAGCCACCAAUCCAGAUAAAGAAAAUUCAAUGGCUAUUUCAAUUGUUUUGGACAAAUACUGUCACCCCAUAGCCUUGCCUAAACACAAGAUAGCAUCUGAUCCACACGGGGACAGGGUCAGAGCUGAAAUGCCAAACCAGCUGCGUAAACAGCUGGAAGAGAUCAUAGCUACUGAUCUGCUUAAUCCACUCACCUCUGAAGACAAAGAAUUAUUAUGGCAUUUCAGAUAUGAAAGUAUAAAGCACCCCAAGGCAUAUCCUAAAUUGCUUAGCUCAGUGAAAUGGGGACAGCAAGAAAUAGUAGCCGAAACAUACCAGCUGUUAGCUAAAAGAGAUGCGUGGGACCAGAGUGCUUUGGAUGUUGGCUUGCCAAUGCAGCUUCUGGACUGCAACUUUUCGGAUGAAACCGUGAGAACAAUGGCUGUGCAGAAGUUGGAAGGGUUAGAUGAUGAUGAUGUUCUCCACUAUCUCUUGCAGCUGGUUCAGGCUGUGAAAUUUGAGCCUUAUCAUGACAGCGCCUUAGCCCGGUUUCUUCUGAAGCGCGGCUUAAGAAACAAAAGAAUCGGACACUUCUUGUUUUGGUUUCUGAGAAGUGAGAUUGCGCAAUCUAUGCACUAUCAGCAAAGGUUUGCCGUGAUCCUAGAAGCCUACUUGAGGGGCUGUGGAAAAGCCAUGCUGCAGGACUUCCUCAAGCAAGUUCAGGUCACUGAGCUGCUGCACAGGGUGACCAGGGAGAUAAAGUCCAUUUCUGCAGAGAAGUAUGAUGUCACCCCUCAAGUCAUCACACAGCUCAAACAAAAGCUUGAGAAGCUACAGGACAGCAAAUUUCCAGAAUGUUUUAGAGUUCCAUAUGACCCUGGACUGAAAGCAGGAGCACUUGUGAUAGAGAAGUGUAAAGUUAUGGCGUCCAAGAAAAAACCGCUUUGGCUAGAAUUCAAAUGCGCAGAUCCAACAUCUCUCUCCAGCGAAACCAUUGGCAUCAUCUUCAAACAUGGCGAUGAUCUGAGACAAGAUAUGCUCAUUUUACAGAUACUUCGAAUAAUGGCAUCCAUAUGGGAAGAGGAAUCCUUGGAUUUAUGUUUGUUGCCUUAUGGCUGCAUUUCUACAGGAAAUAAAAUAGGAAUGAUUGAAAUUGUAAAGGAUGCGAAUACAAUUGCCAAAAUCCAGCAAAGUACAGUUGGAAACACUGGGGCGUUUAAAGAUGAAAUACUAAACCAGUGGCUUAAGGAGAAGUGUGUAAUUGAAGAAAAGUUUCAGGCAGCAGUGGAACGAUUUGUAUAUUCUUGCGCAGGAUAUUGUGUGGCCACCUUCGUUCUUGGAAUUGGAGACAGGCAUAAUGACAACAUAAUGAUCACAGGGUCAGGUAAUCUCUUUCAUAUUGACUUCGGCCAUAUUCUUGGAAAUUACAAAAGCUUCCUUGGAAUUAAUAAGGAAAGAGUUCCUUUUGUGUUAACACCAGAUUUUCUUUUCGUCAUGGGGACAUCUGGGAAGAAAACAAGUCUGCGUUUUCAGAAUUUUCAGGAUAUUUGUGUGCGGGCUUACCUUGCCCUUCGGAAGCACACAGACCUUCUCAUCAUCCUCUUUUCUAUGAUGCUAAUGACGGGGAUGCCCCAGCUGACUAGCAAAGAAGAUAUUGAAUAUAUCCGUGACGCACUGACGGUUGGCAAACACGAAGACGAUGCUAAGAAGUAUUUUCUAGAUCAGAUAGAAGUUUGUCGGGAUAAAGGCUGGACUGUGCAGUUCAACUGGUUCCUACAUCUUGUGCUUGGAAUUAAACAAGGAGUUGAAAAGCAUUCUGCCUAAGGAUGCCAUUAUAAAUCCUUUGCAGGUGGAUUCGUUGGUGGUUACUUGAUACGACUUCCAAGAACAUGGUCCCUGUCCAGAACACCCCUUUCCUUAUUAGAAUCUGGAUCUGAUGAUACUGCAUAGCACUAAGCUAGCACUGGCGAACAUGUGGCUGAAGUGGCUUCGUUUCUUCCCCCCCAAUCCAGACUCCCAUUUCCCACAGAUGUUUAAUAAACUAAAACUAAAAUUUAUAGGUAGCAUUGAACAUCUUUUUUCCCCAGCUUAUUAUAUAGUUUUCUCCUGCUUGUAAACAUUUGUACCCUCACGGUUCUAUUUUUAACUCUUUCUCCUGCUUGCAUAAUAUUACAGUAGCAAAGUUCUCUAGCCUCUAUAAUUAUUUAAGGAAAGAAAGCUAUGGCUGUGACAUUCCAAGUCACUAACUCCAAUGUUGCAAUGAGUGUUAUGCACAAACUGCAAUUAGUUAAUCAUCAGGAUCCCCGGAAAGCAGAAUGCUGGAAUUACACUCUUGGACGGCCAGUCAUGGACCACUGCUUUGGUGAUAGAAAGCCCGUCUGUAUCAGGGAUAGACAACCACAAUUAUGGUUGGGUGAUAUGAUAAAUUGCUGAUGUGGAAAUCCUUAUGGAGUGGUUUGUUGAAUCUUUUUGGAGAUGCAGGAGCGAACCUGCAUCUGGAGAAGAAAGAAAAUCCAAAGUUGAAGAGGCCAUCAGUAGCUGAUCCCUCUUAGGUGACGUAUGUGGGUUUUGUGGUUGUUCAGUCAUUGAGAUGGGCAAUAACCAUCACCAGUGGAGCCUCGAUGGUGCUUCCUGCUCUCCCCCAGGAGGAAAAGGCAAGGAAGGGCCCCCUCCCAUCAUUCUUUUUGUAAGACCAGCGAAAUAGCUUUGGAAAAGACCUUUUCCCUCCUGAACUUUGUAAAGCUUACUAGAUUUUGAAUUUACAACCUUUUUGUUUUGAAUGGUAGUACUUUUCAUCGAUUGGUGAAAUUAUCUCCUUAUGCUGAUGGCAUUGUAAAUGCGGUUGAAACUUUAAAAAGUUUUACGAUAGUGGUAGUUGGUCCCUAGAAGAAAUACCGCCCAAGAGCUGCUCCUUUUACCAGAUGUUUAAGAAGUCAGUGGUUAUUUUUUUCCUCAGGAACAUUUUUAAAAUUGUUCAAAUCAAUACUAGUGCCAUAAUCCCUUGAGCAAUGGGAGGCACAUCUGGCAGUUAGCCUUUAAUUGGUGUAUAUGUUUAAUUUUCAACCCCUUCUUGCUGUAUCAAACAGCCUUUUACAUUCUCCUGAUGUUCAAAGUGCUCCGUCAGGCCAUUUAAAAAUUAAUGUUUGAAAAAUAAACAUAUUCAAAGAUCCAUUAGAUUUGCAGACUGUUUACAGCAUUGUGAGCCAAAUCAAGGAAACUUACUUAUCCAGGGUGGUAUGGUGCUUUGGCUCUUAUGUUUUAUAUUUUAAAAAUAGAGGUAUUUAUUUUUAAAAAUGGGGCACUUUCCUCUAUUUACCCACAUGAAUUCAGGAUGACUACUGAACAUGUGAACAUUUUUGCACAGAGGAUCUACCGUUGUAACUAAAUUUAUAAGGUGCACUCUUGAGAGCAUGAAAUUGUCUGACUUGAAUUGUAAUGAUACCUUGUGUGGGCGCAUGUUUCUCCAAAACAAAUAUUGUGGAAUUAUAUUUAUUUAUAUGUCUCAUGUAACAUGUCAUCUCAUUAUUAUGUCACAAGAUACAUUCAUAUGUACAUUUUUUGAAAAACCUGCAGGUGUAACCUCCUAUUGCUUGGAGAAAGAUAAGAGUUGAGAUGACUGCUGUGUACUCUAAAGGCUUUUUUAUUUCCCUGUUUCCUUAAUGAGGGAAUCUGCAACUGUUUAGUUGUUCUUUGAUUACAAUUUCCAUCAUCUUUAACUCCGGUCCAUGCUGCAAUUGAUAGGAGCUGAAUCCAAAACUGUUAUAUUGUGCAAGGUUAUCCUAUAAGCAAUUCUACAUUAGAAAACCUGGUUUACUGAACUUUUACACUUUCUAACGGUAACCUUUUAAAGACUCGGUCGUUUGUACUGUAUCUAUUUUUCAAUUGAAAAAAAAAGUGAAGUGAUUUUAUAUGUUUGUGGCAAAGAAUAUUCAUAUAAAUAUACUUCAAUUAUU
Python bivittatus (Burmese python) is the source of this 6765-nucleotide messenger RNA. The record is from RefSeq and is a predicted model, not a curated record. NCBI's taxonomy places the organism in Eukaryota, Metazoa, Chordata, Lepidosauria, Squamata, Pythonidae.